AAACACUUGCCAGCAUAAUGGGACCGACACCUAAAUAGUAAGAGCAGAAGCAGAAUAUACUUUGCUCUGCUCUGCAAAAUCCUCUCUGCGCUCUCUGUUUAUCUCUCUUUCUUCGUCGUCGUCAUCAUCAUCAUUCUCGUAUUUCAUAGAUUACAAACAAACUUUUGCCACCAUCUAUCUAAUCCAAAACCAUGGAGUUUUUCGCUGAGUUUUUUCUCACCAUUGCUUUUGCUGUUGGGCUCUUUUACGUCAUCUUUAGGCUCGCGUCGGCGGUACCAACCAACGAUGCCGAGGAUGUUAACAGAAAAGUUGGUGUUUUUGAGUUCGAAUCCGAAGUCGAAUCGGGUUUUCGCGAUUUGGUUAGUGAAAGGCGAGUUGGGUUUGUUGGGAAAAUUGUGGAAGUUGAUGAAUUCAAAGGUGAAUCAGAACCGGAAGAAUUCACCGUUGAAGAAAUUGCAGAUGAAAGGAAAGAAAUUGCAGAUGAAAUCUGUGGAUAUUCGGGAUUGUAUGAAGGUUCGAAGAGUGAUCACGAGGAUGAAGUUUCCCUAGAAGUUCCGGUUGGUUCUUUGACAGAGAAACUUACUGAAAAAGAAAGCCACUACUUUGUAAACAAGUCGGUUGAUGAAAGUUCUGAGAGGGAUAAUUUGGAAGAGCAUGAGGUGGAUUUGAUAAAGGAUCAAGUGGGUAAGUGUGAAAGCAAAGAUAUUGAGGUUACAAAGUGCGGUGACGAUAAAGAAGAUCAAGUAGAAAUCGAUGGAGCUAAAAACAAUCGAGAAGUUGAUGAUGUAAAAGUGGGGUUGCUUGAUGAUGAGGAUGAUUGGGAAGGGAUAGAAAGAACUGAAUUGGAGAGGCUUUUUGGUGCUGCGGUGGCGUUUGUUGGGUCUAAGAGUAAUGCUGAUAAAAUUUCUGUUCUUAAUAAUGAACUAAAGAUGAAGUUACAUGGGCUUCAUAUGAUUGCCACACAAGGGCCUUGCUUGGAGCCCCAACCAAUGGCAUUGAAAGUCUCUGCACGAGCAAAGUGGAAUGCAUGGCAAGAGCUUGGAGAAAUGAGUCGAGAAACGGCUAUGGAGCUCUACGUCUUACUUCUUUCAAGAAAGAUUCCUGAGUGGACGCCAGAGCAAAAUGAAUUUGGUGUUUUUCCGAAAGGUGAAGCAUCAGGAAAGGUAGCUUCUUUUCUGAAGACUGUGAUACAAAACCAACCAGAAAUUGAAGUGGAAGAAAACUUGAAGAACUAAAGCCUUAUUCUUAAAGGCAUGCUGUGAACAAGAGUCAGAAUUUGUUUGGACAAAUGGAAAAGCUGCAGAGUUCCUGAUUUGCCAAAGGACGAGCACUCUCAAGGCUUGUUGGCAUUUAGCUCCAUAAAAAUAACCUAGCCAAGUGUUCAUUGCAUUAGUUGUGAUCCCUCUUGUUCCGGUUUCUUAGAGUCACUGUAAAUUAAAUUUAGGAUGCAAUUGGUUCGUGUUUUAAAUAUACUUUAUUUUAUUGAAAA
Messenger RNA from Ziziphus jujuba (common jujube), 1489 nucleotides. RefSeq names its product acyl-CoA-binding domain-containing protein 3. Gene Ontology annotation, biological process: fatty acid metabolic process. Gene Ontology annotation, molecular function: fatty-acyl-CoA binding. The transcript is spliced from 5 exons. Bases 192 to 1235 code for a protein of 347 amino acids. NCBI's taxonomy places the organism in Eukaryota, Viridiplantae, Streptophyta, Magnoliopsida, Rosales, Rhamnaceae. The record is from RefSeq and is a predicted model, not a curated record.